AUGAAUCCUUUGAAGUGCACAUUUGGGGUGACAGUUGGAAAAUUUCUAGGAUUCCUUAUUCAUCAAAAGGAAAUCGAUAUGGUCCCAUUGAAAGUGAAAGCCAUAGUCACGAUGAAACCCCUAAUAUCAGUCAAAGAAUUGAAGUCCUUUAUAGGAAAGCUCCCUUACAUUCAGAGAUUCAUAUCGGGGUUAGUAGCAGCGAUCACCCCAUUCACUCCAUUAUUAAAGAAAGGCGUGAAGUUUCAAUGGAGCAAUGAACUCCAGUUAGCUUUUCGCAAAUUGCAAGAGAUGAUGACCAACCUACCUACUGUUAGGUCACCAACGCUAAGCGUGCCACUGAAACUGUAUCUUGCCUCAAAUGACAAGGCUGUUGGAGCUUUAAUCGCGCAAGAAGGUGAAGAUGCGCAAAAAUUACGACAUUAUCUUUUAGCCCACAUAAUGCACUUAAUGACGAAGUCCAAUCUGAUAAGGACGCUCUUGCAAAGAUCUUCCAUUUCCACCGGUGGAGGAGCUGGUAUUGUCCUAGCUAAUGGGGAAAAUGAAGCCCUAUCCAUGUCUUUCAAGUUAGACUUUCUUUGUUCUAAUAAUGUGGCGGAAUACGAAGCAUAUCUUACUGGCCUAGUAAUAGCACGAUAA
Messenger RNA from Quercus lobata, 636 nucleotides. RefSeq lists its product as uncharacterized. The transcript has 3 exons. The record is from RefSeq and is a predicted model, not a curated record. NCBI's taxonomy places the organism in Eukaryota, Viridiplantae, Streptophyta, Magnoliopsida, Fagales, Fagaceae. The coding region runs from base 1 to 636 and encodes 211 amino acids.